UUAACGAAGGUUGAGAAAAUCGCAUUCUGACACGGACGAAUCCGGACCGCGUCUGUCUUAAUAACGACGGAUACGGAGCUGCAAAUCUCUCUCUUAUUUCUUCUGGGUGCAGUUUGAUCUUUUCUGGGGUCGUUACUUUUGGUUGGCGAGCUGACUUGAAGCUGCCGUGUUGAUGACUUUCUUCUUGGUCGCGCAAGCUCUGUGCUCUUGAACUUUUCGAAGUCUUUCUGAAGUGGGUUGUUCCUGAUUUCCCUCAAAAUCGGGACUUUGAUUGAUUUCGCGGCUGAAUUAUAUGUGAAGCGCCCGCUAAGUGAAGGCUCCAAGCUAUGAAUUGCUUUUCGUUUUUAAACGGGGACAAGAAGGAUGAUGAGAGAACUCCAAAGUGGGUUUCAGCUCAGUCCACGGCUUCUAUAUUUACUGAUUCUGACGUUAGGAGAGUUGGUUCGGAAUUGACUUCUCGAAACCUUUCUGAAGCAAGCACAGAAUCUUUGGGGAGGACUGCUUUUCCUAAUGUUUUGCAGAAAUCCAGCAAUCUCAAAGCUUUCACUGUUUCAGAACUCAAAUCAGUUACCAAGAACUUCAGCCGCUCUGUCAUGAUUGGAGAGGGUGGAUUUGGGUCUGUUUACAAGGGUACAAUCAAGAUUACAGAAGAUCCAUCUAAAAAACUUGAAGUGGCUGUGAAGCAGCUGAACCGGAAAGGAACCCAGGGACAUAAAGAAUGGGUGACAGAAGUUAAUGUUCUCGGUGUGGUUGAACAUCCAAAUCUUGUAAAAUUAGUUGGAUACUGUGCCGAGGACGAUGAAAGAGGAAUUCAACGGCUUUUGGUAUAUGAGUAUAUGCCAAAUCAAAGCGUUGAUGAUCAUUUAUCAUCUCGCUCAACAACACCCCUUCCUUGGGAUAUGAGACUAAGAAUAGCUCAAGAUACUGCUCGUGGCCUGACAUACUUACAUGAGCAAAUGGAUUUCCAGAUAAUUUUUAGAGAUUUCAAAUCAUCGAACAUUUUACUGGAUGAGCAAUGGAAUGCCAAGUUGUCGGACUUUGGAUUAGCAAGACUCGGACCUCAAGAGGGUUUAACUCAUGUCUCAACGGCGGUUGUGGGAACCAUGGGAUAUGCUGCUCCUGAAUACCUGCAAACUGGACGUCUCACAUCGAAGAAUGAUGUUUGGAGCUAUGGAGUUUUCCUCUAUGAACUAAUCACUGGCAGGCGUCCUUUAGAUCGUAACCUCCCGAAGAGUGAACAGAAGCUUUUAGAAUGGGUGAAGCCGUACCUAUCUGAUUCAAGGAAGUUUAGGUUGAUAGUGGACCCCAGGCUUGCAGGGACAUACCACAUCAAGUCCGUGCACAGGCUUGCAACAAUAGCCAACAAAUGCUUGCAUAAAAACCCGAAGACGCGCCCUAAGAUGAGUGAGGUGUUAGGGUUGGUGGACGAGAUUGUGAGGGAAUCAACUGGCAUGGACUCAUUGAAUAGUUUUGUGUCAGUAGAGACGCAAGAGGAUACUGGAACAAAUAAUAAGAGGAGGAUUUUUGAUUUUAAAGCUUGGGAAAGCUGGUGGUUGGGUCGGAUCUGGACACGGAAGUUUGCCAGGGCGUGCUGAGAAGCAAAGGUUCAAUGUAAAUAGGCAUGGUUUAUGCAAAAGAAAGAGUAGAAAAAAGGCGGCAUGGCGUGGGUGGAACUUGGGUUGGACACAUUGUAGCCACAAGACACCGAUAAUUAUUGGCCGUGCUGUAAUAUAUUGUUCUCAUAUAGAAAAACUCGUUUGAUGUAGAAGUAAGAGUAUGGCUUAGAUCUGGAGUCUGGACAUGGAAGGCCUAUGAUGAGAGGAGUCAAAACUCAUGGUUUUGGCCACGAAAGAAGGAUGACCUGGUACGUUAAUGCAAAGUUAAGGAGCUCCCUGUAAAAUGUAGAACUCGUAUUGAAAUUGUUGUUCUAUUUGAUCCACACAAAUGUGUUCCCCUCGAGUUUUUGAAUUGAUCAGUAUUUUGUUGGAAAUUAAUAUUCAUGUAGUCUGUUUCUCUGGUUCAA
Messenger RNA from Eucalyptus grandis, 2023 nucleotides. RefSeq names its product serine/threonine-protein kinase PCRK1. Lineage: Eukaryota; Viridiplantae; Streptophyta; Magnoliopsida; Myrtales; Myrtaceae. The record is from RefSeq and is a predicted model, not a curated record. The transcript is spliced from 6 exons. Bases 327 to 1595 code for a protein of 422 amino acids. Gene Ontology annotation, molecular function: ATP binding; protein kinase activity. Gene Ontology annotation, biological process: protein phosphorylation.